GUAGGUUAAGGCACUAAAAUGUCAUCAGCGUAUUAUGAACCAUGAAUGUUUAGUAAUUUUAUUUGUCAUUGGAUGGAUAAUAUAAUUGUAGUUUCUCGUAAAACAACAACAAUAUUCGAAUUAUGUUACAUUAAUCUUCUAAAUAUCUAGUAACGUUUUGUAAUUAAAAGUAGUCUUGUUAAGAAUUGUGAUUAUGGAAACAAAUGAUUCAUACGAGUGGUCAAAUCGCCAGCUGUGGUGAAACCCUUGCUUCUAUUUGACAUACAAUUAUUAUAAUUUUACAGACAAUAUAUAUGAUACAUCAAAGCUAUCAUUCGAAGGUGAUUUUGAUGAACAGGUUCAAGAAAUAAUGCAAUAUGUGAGACUAACAAAGCAUGAAGUGGAAAAUUUGCAAAUAUUAUUGGACGAUUUACACAAAACUUUUAAUGAAGUCUGGCCAGGUUGCAUAGUCAACGGUUUUGGUUCAAUAGUCUCGGGACUUGGGAUAAAAACAAGUGAUAUAGAUUGCUAUGUGCAGCUCCCGAGCUGGCUCAGUCCUCCGAAUGCAUCAUUUGUUAUGAAAGCUAAAAAUAUAUUGAGAAGGCGUCAUUGGAUAUUCCAAAAAUUAUUUGCAAUAACUAAUGCCAAAGUGCCUAUUGUUAAGUUUUAUCACGCUCCAACAGAAAGAUGUUGUGAUUUAAACUUUAGUAGCUCUGCUGGAGUGCGAAAUAGUCAGUUAAUUUCUUAUUUAUUAGAAAUAGACAAUAGAAUAUUAUACUUGUCAAUUCUUAUUAAGUACUGGUCCAAGGUACAUAAGUUGACUGGUGUUAAUUUGAUGCCAAAUUAUUGUCUGACGAUGAUGGUAAUAUUUUACUUACAGCAAAAGAACAUUUUUCCCUCAAUUAUACAUUUACAACAAAAUGUCGAUGAACAUAUUGUUGAUAACUGGAACACAGCUUUCUGUGAAGUUAAUCAUGUGAAUAAUAAUGAAGAAACAUUAUAUCAAUUGCUUGGAGGAUUUUUUGAAUACUAUAAUACUUUUAAAUAUUCUAAAUAUAUUAUAUGUCCUUUUAUGGGUAAGCCAGUGGAAAGAGAAUUUUUUUUAAAAGUUGACACUGUGCCAGCAGAGUUUUCACUUUAUAAAAUAAAUGUAGAAAAGGAUAGCCAAUGUAAACCAAUUAGACUAGACACUGUUUUGUGCGUGCAAGACCCAUUUGAGCACAACAGAAACUGUGCAGUUGCUGUGCAUCCUAAAUUAGCACAACACAUAAUGUCUCAUUUUAAUAGAGCUGCCGAUAUUUAUAAUAGCACCAAUGAAGUAAAUUUUCUAAAAACAUUAUUAUUAAGAACAGAUAACUAUCCAGCCAACAGAAACAAACCAAAGAAACCUGCAAUAUUUAAUGGAAUCAAGAAACAGUACAAACUUAAUCAGAACUUACGACAAAAUAAUAAAUAUAUCACAAAAAAUAUAUUCAAAGGGAAAAAUAAACGGAAUUACAGAUAAAUAAAACAACACAAUUUGUACAAACAAUGGAGUUGAUGGAAUCUUAUUAACUCGAUGCAUGUGUUAAUUACACCAUACAGUAGUAUUUAUUAACAGUCAUGUAUAGUUUUUUAAUUAACAAUAAGUAAUAAAUCAUGCUUUAAAAUUG
Molecule: messenger RNA, 1631 nt
Organism: Vanessa atalanta (red admiral)
Lineage: Eukaryota; Metazoa; Arthropoda; Insecta; Lepidoptera; Nymphalidae
Product: terminal uridylyltransferase Tailor-like
Exons: 3
Coding region: 350-1483 (377 amino acids)
Molecular function (GO): RNA uridylyltransferase activity
Source: RefSeq, a predicted model, not a curated record